This is a messenger RNA of Phyllostomus hastatus (greater spear-nosed bat), 1742 nucleotides long. Its product is annotated as 28S ribosomal protein S35, mitochondrial. Bases 128 to 1648 code for a protein of 506 amino acids. Gene Ontology annotation, cellular component: mitochondrial small ribosomal subunit. The transcript is spliced from 8 exons. Gene Ontology annotation, biological process: mitochondrial translation; receptor recycling. Lineage: Eukaryota; Metazoa; Chordata; Mammalia; Chiroptera; Phyllostomidae. The record is from RefSeq and is a predicted model, not a curated record. Gene Ontology annotation, molecular function: structural constituent of ribosome.
UUAGAAAACUGAGACGACAUUAACAGAUGUGACUUCACUGCAAGACUUUUACUCCGAAAAGGGAGUCAUUCUGAACAAGGUUUGCAUGUUUGACAUUUGGAGGCAGUAUUGAUCGGGCGCAGAGAAAAUGGGGCAGAAACCAUCGCAACAGUCGGCUCUGGAGGACAGCAGAGAGGUCCUCCAACUCUGUGAGGUGGUCAGUGGAGCUAUUGUGCAUGCCGCUGGGAAGCUGCAGGGGUAUCUUGGAUUUGAAGACCCUCUGAGCAAUCUAUGCCCAGCUCCAAGCACUCUGAACGAGAUCUUCCUAAUUCACUUCGUCACUUUCUGCCGAGAAAAGGGAGUUGACAGGUGGCUCACCACCACCAAGAUGACCAAGCACCAAGCCCUGCUGUUUGGGGCCGACUGGAUUUGGACCUUUUGGGGAUCCGAUAAGCAAAUAAGGCUUCAGCUGGCGGUGCAGACUCUGCAGAUGUCUUCUCUCACUCGCGUGGAAUCCAAGCCUUGUGAGCGCCCCAGUCCGGAGUUCUCGGCAGAGCUGUCUUCCGGGAAGAGCAGAUUUGAUAAGCUGGAAGAGUUCUGUAACUUGAUAGGGGAGGAUUGUCUGGGCCUGUUCAUCAUCUUUGGUGUGCCAGGAAAGCCUAAAGAUGUCAGAGGAGUUGUCCUGGACAGUGUCAAAAGUGAAACAGCGAGGGGCCAUCUGCCAGGAGGGAAGGCUGUGGCACGAUUUGUCCUGGAAACCGAAGACUGUGUCUCCAUCAGAGAGCUGCUUGGAAACUGUCUGAGUGUAGCAGGAAGAACGUCCAAAUCUGAAAGACCACCGAGAAGAAAGGCACUACCUCCUAGGACGGAGAAAAUGGCCGUUGACCAGGACUGGCCUAGCGUUUACCCGGUUGCCGCGCCGUUUAAGCCCUCGGUCGUGCCUCUUCCCGUUCGAAUGGGUUAUCCAGUGAAAAGGGGAGUGCCCAUGGCAAAGGAGGGGAAUCUGGAGCUUCUAAAGAUCCCCAAUUUUCUGCAUUUGACUCCUGUAGCAAUUAAAAAGCACUGUGAAGCUCUUAAAGAUUUCUGCACUGAGUGGCCUGCUGCACUAGACAGUGAUGAAAAAUGUGAGAAGCAUUUUCCCAUUGAAAUUGACACAGCUGAUUAUGUUUCAUCAGGACCAUCUGUUCGAAACCCCAGAGCACGAGCAGUAACCUUAAGGGUUAAACUUUCCAGUUUGAAUUUAGAUGAUCAUGCAAAGAAGAAACUUAUUAAACUUGUAGGAGAGCGGUACUGCAAGACCACGGAUGUGCUUACCAUCAAAACAGAUAGGUGCCCAUUAAAGAGACAGAAUUAUGAUUAUGCAAUGUAUCUGCUAACAGUUUUGUACCACGAGUCUUGGAAAACCGAGGAAUGGGAGAAACGUAAGACUGAAGCAGACAUGGAAGAGUAUGUAUGGACAAAUAGCUCGUCAGAAAAAAAUAUCCUGGAAACACUUCUCCAAAUUAAGGCUGCAGAGAAAAACCUGGAAGUAAAUAAGGAAGAGCUCCUUGGUACCAAAGAGGUUGAAGAUUACAAAAAGUCUGUUGUUAGUCUUAAGAACGAGGGGGACAAUGAAAAUACCCUUUCUCAGUACAAAGAAGCAGUGAAGAGACUAUUAAAUCUGACGUGAAUUAUGUACAGAAGUAUGCUUGCUUUAUUAAUUGUAUGAUCUAUAUGUAAUUGUUAUCUAGUUUGAUAUAAAAUUAAAAAUGUUUAUAGAAACA